Bufo bufo (common toad) is the source of this 3543-nucleotide messenger RNA. RefSeq names its product 6-phosphofructo-2-kinase/fructose-2,6-bisphosphatase 4-like. Gene Ontology annotation, molecular function: 6-phosphofructo-2-kinase activity; fructose-2,6-bisphosphate 2-phosphatase activity; ATP binding. The transcript is spliced from 16 exons. NCBI's taxonomy places the organism in Eukaryota, Metazoa, Chordata, Amphibia, Anura, Bufonidae. Gene Ontology annotation, cellular component: cytosol. Gene Ontology annotation, biological process: fructose metabolic process; fructose 2,6-bisphosphate metabolic process. The record is from RefSeq and is a predicted model, not a curated record. The coding region runs from base 173 to 1546 and encodes 457 amino acids.
CCUGCCCGGGCUGUAAUAAGGAGGGGGCAGUCACACAUGGCAGCAGGCUGGUGGCAGCUGCACUGAGACACACACACAGCUGGGAAGAGCAGCAUGCAGCAGGAAGGCGCUGCCCCCGGCUCCCCCAUAGCUCCGCUCCGAGGCUGACUCUGGAGGGAACGGCGCUGCUGCAAUGAGGGGCAGCGACGGCAGCAACACCGGGAGGGGGCGGAGAGUAUGUAUGACCAACUGCCCCACUCUCAUUGUGAUGGUGGGUCUCCCGGCCCGAGGCAAGACUUACAUCUCCAAGAAAUUGACCCGCUAUCUGAACUGGAUUGGGGUUCCAACCAAAGAAUUUAAUGUCGGGCAGUACCGCAGGGAUCUUGUCAAGUCUUUCAGGUCCUUUGAGUUCUUCCUACCAGAUAAUGAAGAAGGCCAGAAAAUACGGAAACAAUGUGCCUUACUGGCUUUAAAUGAUGUCAAGAAAUAUCUGGCAGAGGAAGGUGGACAUGUAGCAGUUUUUGAUGCAACAAACACAACCCGCGAGCGACGGGAAACCAUCCUUAAGUUUGCUGAUCAGCAUGGCUUCAAAACUUUCUUUGUGGAAUCUGUGUGCGUGGAUCCGGAGGUUAUCGCUGAGAACGUUGUGCAAGUGAAGUUGGGCAGCCCAGACUAUCUGAACUGCACCGGUGAGGAGGCCGCAGAGGAUUUCAUGAAGAGGAUAGAGUGCUACAAGAAUUCCUAUGAGACGCUGGAUGAGAACCUUGACAAGGAGGUGUCGUACAUUAAGAUCAUGGAUGUUGGCUGUAGAUAUCUAGUUAACCGAGUUGUGGAUCAUAUCCAGAGCCGGAUUGUUUACUACCUCAUGAAUAUCCAUGUGACCCCACGAUCCAUCUACAUGUGUCGACAUGGGGAGAGCGAUCUGAAUGUGGAGGGGCGCAUUGGAGGAGAUUCUGGCCUGUCUAAUCGAGGAAAGGAGUUUGCAAAGUGCUUGGCUGAGUACAUCCACGAGCAGAACAUCCAUGAUCUGAAAGUGUGGACGAGUCAGAUGAAGAGGACUAUACAGACCGCAGAAGCUCUUGGAGUCCCGUACGAGCAGUGGAAGACCCUGAAUGAGAUUGAUGCUGGCGUGUGUGAAGAGAUGCGGUAUGAAGAAAUUCAGGAAUCCUUUCCUCUGGAGUUUGCUCUGCGUGACCAAGAUAAAUACAGAUACCGUUAUCCAAAGGGAGAGUCUUAUGAGGACUUGGUGCAGCGUCUUGAGCCAGUCAUUAUGGAGCUGGAACGGCAGGAGAACGUGAUGGUUAUCUGCCAUCAAGCAGUCAUGCGAUGCCUGCUGGCCUAUUUCUUGGACAAAACUGCAGAUGUACUGCCUUACCUCAAGUGCCCCCUACACACUGUCCUGAAGCUUACCCCUGUAGCUUACGGUUGUAAAGUGGAAGCCGUCUGUCUAAAUGUGGAUGCAGUAAACACGCACAGGGAUAAACCCGAGAACGUAGAUAUAUCCCGCUCGCCCGAGGCAGCCCUGAUAACUGUGCCUGACCACCGUGGACCCAAUAAUGAAUGUUGAUGUUGAUCGCUCCAAUGAAGAAGCGCUGAAGACAGUACCGAACCAUCUUUAGCCAUAUCCUCCAUUUCUUAUUACAGUGCAGUACCCUCUGGCAGCUGGUGGGGUUAAAGCAUAUAACCUCUAUAGUCAUUGCUGCUGUUUAGCAAUGUUACUACAGGCACCGUUUUAGUGUUCAGGUGGUAUAUAUGUUUUUGUUUUUUUUAUAGUCACAAAUAUUGUGAUCGGUUUAAGCACUCCUUUUUAUAUAUCGGGAAACAUAUAUUGAUGUCGUUUUCAUAGCUUUGUUUGGCCAUUUCAAUGCAUUUUCCUCUCUCAAACUAUGGAAGCUAUGCCAUCUCGCCACAUCCAGGUUAAAGGGAGUCUGUCUCCAAAUUUUCACCCAUUAAACUAUCAGCAAUGGCCAGCAGAACGUUGCCCAAGCAUGCUAGACAUACCUUCUGUUGUUUCUGUCUGUAGUGAAUGUCCUGGAAAAGCAGUUUUAAUAGUAUGAGACAAUAGAUGUAAAGUGUUUUACUUUUCAAAGUGCCCAUGCCGUCAACCCGUCCCCGUGCUGUGUUCCACUCUGAUGCAACCCUUCCUUGCUGCUUGCUCCUCCUGUAAGCUGUGCCUCUCAUCCUCCCCCUCUCCCCUGAUGUCAAGGAGAUGCUUUGGCAAACCUUGCUGCGCUUCUGUCUUCUGCAUAGAACAUUCCCUCUAGUGGGGAGUUGCCUAAGGGAAUUGCCUGCACAAGACUUUCCGAAGCACCUCCCUGACAUCAGGGGAGAGGGGGAGGAUGCCAGGAACAGCUUACUGGAGGAGCAAGCAGUGGAGAAGCACUGCAUCAGAGGGACUUUGGUGGAGAGGGGAGGAAACUAUUGCAGCUUAGGGGAGGUACACAGCGCGGAGAUGGGCAGCAGGCUUUGGCAAAAAUUGGAGUCCUUUUUCCAUACAAUUAAAACUGCUUUUAUAGGACAUUCACUAGAGACAAACAGAGUAAAAAUUUGGUAACAGACUCCCUUUAAAGGGGUUAUCCAACUGCCUAUAAUGACCCUCCCCCUCCCCAGUGCCCCUCAUAUAGGUUUAUACCUACCUUGCUCCCUGCACAGGCGCCGCUGCAUCUUCCUCAGGCAGAUAUCACCCGCUAUGCUAUUGGCGACACACACCCCCACAUGUCGCCAGUUGUUUUGAUCUGUGCAAUGGGGCGAUGCAUUGGCUGCAAUACGGCGAUCAGAAGUGACGCUGGUGCUGGGGAGCAGGGUAAGUAUAAUCUAUAUAAGGUGCCAGGGCAUUGGGGGUGUCAUUAUAGGGGUUGGAUAACUCCUUUUAAGAGCACAAGCAACCUAUGAAUUUCUUCUGCCACCAGCGAAUCACCAGUGGAGUGCUGCUAUUCUGCCACCAGAGGGCAGACACUUCACAUUCACUGUGCAACUGCAGGCUAUAUGAAGUGUUGUUUCUGAAGCUCUCAUUUAUGUUGCACUAUACCAGGGGUCAGCAACCUUUGGCACACCAGAUUUUGUGAAACUCCCAGCAUGCACAGUUGCUCAGCUCUUGGAAUUCCAAUAGAAGUGAAUGGAGCAUGCUCGGAGUUGUUGUUUCCCAAUGGCUGGAGGUUGCUGAUCCCUGCACAAUACUGUGCCAUGCAGAGCGUUUGGUGUUCACAGGAAAAUUGCAUUGCCUUGUUAGUUUAAGCCAUCUGAUACCUAAAUGAAGGCAUGCAGCAGAGGUAGGGUGCUUGGACCUCUUGUGAUGGGCAUUUUGGAUGAUGAGCUCUACUUUCUGCCAUAAUUACGAUUAUGGUAGCUUUAUAUAAAAGGAAAAAUCCAACUGUAUGAGUUAAUAUUUUGUUUUAUAUAGUUCUUUUACCCAUCCUGGUUUGUCAGACUGACAUAUGGAGUUGCAAUCAUUGCAGUGUAACACAAGCUUUCUUGUAACCCCUUUUAAUUGCAUUGCCGAAAAUGGUUACUAGAAUUACAGGUCAUUGCGUGUAAAGCACAAGAAGGGUUUGCAGAAAGCAUUUG